Messenger RNA from Schistocerca cancellata (South American locust), 1720 nucleotides. Its product is annotated as ATPase WRNIP1-like. Gene Ontology annotation, cellular component: nucleus. Gene Ontology annotation, biological process: regulation of DNA repair; DNA-templated DNA replication. Bases 1 to 1539 code for a protein of 512 amino acids. The transcript is spliced from 9 exons. Gene Ontology annotation, molecular function: enzyme activator activity; DNA binding; ATP hydrolysis activity. The record is from RefSeq and is a predicted model, not a curated record. Lineage: Eukaryota; Metazoa; Arthropoda; Insecta; Orthoptera; Acrididae.
AUGAGUGAACAGAGCGAAAACGAAGUGAAUUGUCCCGUCUGUGGAAAGAAGUAUCCUGUAGUAGAAAUAGAGUGCCAUGUAAAUAAAUGUUUAUUUCUCAGUUCGCAACAAUCGGGCAGUAAAAGAUCAUCGAGUCUGCAGCAAGCAACGCCGAAACGUCACAAGAGUAGUGAUGCAUCAAGUGUAUCCAAAAGUCUUAUCAGCGAAACCGAUUUCGAAAUCAGUAAGGAUGAAGCAUGCUCUGUAUUUGAGGACAUCAUGUCAAGUUCUGUUCCAUUGGCAGAACAGAUGAGACCAGUGGACAUAUCCGAAUUUGUUGGCCAAGAGCAUGUUUUGGGUUCAAACAUGAUACUGCGAACAUUGCUUGAGAAGAAGGAUAUUCCCAGUAUGAUACUCUGGGGGCCUCCUGGCUGUGGCAAAACCACACUCGCCCAUAUCAUAGCCCAGCAAUGUAAGAAGAAUCAAUCAACAAGAUUUGUAAAAUUAUCUGCUACAAUGUCUGGUGUCAAUGAAGUAAAAGAAGUUGUCAAAGUUGCAAAAAAUGAGUUAACAUCUUUUAAAAGACGUACAGUGUUGUUUAUGGAUGAAAUACACCGUUUUAAUAAAUUGCAACAGGAUAUCUUCUUGCCUCAUGUGGAAAGUGGGGCGAUAACUUUAAUUGGUGCCACUACGGAGAAUCCUUCAUUCAGCCUCAAUUCAGCAUUGUUGAGUCGGUGUAGGGUAAUUGUUCUUGAAAAACAUGAAACAAAACACAUAAUUGCUAUUCUCCAAAGGGCAUUAAAAAGCUUACAGGGAGUGAUUGUGAAAACUAACCAUGUUUUUAGUGUAGCAAACAAUAAACAUCAACCAAGGUUUUUCAUUGAUGAAGCUACUGUUACCUGGCUAGCAGAAAUUUGUGAUGGAGAUGCCCGUAUUGCUCUAAAUAGCUUACAGUUAGCAGUACAAUCCAAAGGAACUGACGGUUCCAGUGCUUUUGUAGUAUCUCUGGAUGAUAUUAAGGAUGGAAUCAAGCGCUCUCAUAUACUGUACGACAAGAAAGGUGAAGAACAUUACAACAUAAUUUCAGCACUGCAUAAAUCCAUUAGAGCGUCUGACGAUAAUGCUGCCCUCUAUUGGUUGGCUCGUAUGAUUCAAGGUGGUGAAGAUCCUAUAUUUAUUGCGAGACGACUUGUUAGAGCUGCUAGUGAAGACAUUGGGUUAGCAGAUCCCAUGGCUCUAACAAUGGCAGUUUCAGCAAUGCAUGGUUGUCAGCUAUUAGGCAUGCCAGAGUGUGAUGUGUUAUUAGCGCAGUGUGCAGUAUACUUGGCAAGGGCUCCAAAAUCAGUGGAAGUAUAUCGUGCAUUGGUUCGUGCAAAACAAGCAAUUACAGAUUACAAGGGUCCACAACCCAGUGUGCCUUUACACUUGCGAAAUGCUCCUACUCGCCUAAUGAAAGAUCUGGGUUAUGCGAAGGGCUACAAUAUGGCUCACAAGAGCAUAUCAGGGCUCCAUUAUAUGCCGAAAGAAAUGGAACAUAUAAAUUUCUUCAAUGAUAAAUGAAAGAAAUAAUGCUCCGGAGACUGCAGACAAUAGUGCUCCCAGCUGUUGUGCAAGUUUAAGAGGAUAGAUUAAAGUGAAGUUAACCUUGUACAGAGAGAUCCUUUAUAUUAGGAGAAGUUAUUUUUGUAGCUGAUAAGUAAUGAUGUACUGUAUUACCAAAAAUGUUAUAAUUAAUAUGCAU